This is a messenger RNA of Globicephala melas (long-finned pilot whale), 1570 nucleotides long. RefSeq names its product cholinergic receptor nicotinic epsilon subunit (gene CHRNE). The record is from RefSeq and is a predicted model, not a curated record. Gene Ontology annotation, molecular function: transmembrane signaling receptor activity; acetylcholine-gated monoatomic cation-selective channel activity. Gene Ontology annotation, biological process: nervous system process; monoatomic ion transmembrane transport; signal transduction. Gene Ontology annotation, cellular component: postsynaptic membrane; synapse; plasma membrane. NCBI's taxonomy places the organism in Eukaryota, Metazoa, Chordata, Mammalia, Artiodactyla, Delphinidae.
AUGGACCAGGGCAGAGGUGAAGGGAAGAACGAGGAGCUGCGUCUUUACCACCACCUCUUCGACAACUAUGACCCAGGACGCCGACCAGUGCAGAAGCCUGAGGACACUGUCACCAUCACCCUCAAAGUCACCCUGACCAACCUCAUCUCACUGAAUGAGAAAGAGGAGACCCUCACCACCAGCGUCUGGAUUGGAAUCGACUGGCAUGAUUACCGACUCAACUACAGCAAGGGCGAUUUUGGGGGCAUAGAAACCCUGCGGGUCCCUUCAGAACUCGUAUGGCUGCCAGAGAUUGUGCUGGAAAACAAUAUCGACGGCCAGUUCGGUGUGGCCUAUGAAGCCAACGUGCUGGUCUCGGAGGGCGGCUACGUGAGCUGGCUGCCCCCGGCCAUCUACCGAAGUAUCUGCGCCGUGGAGGUCACCUACUUCCCUUUCGACUGGCAGAACUGCUCUCUUGUUUUCCGCUCGCAGACGUACAAUGCAGAAGAGGUGGAGCUCGUCUUUGCUGUGGACGACGAUGGCGACACCAUCAGCAACAUAGAUAUCGACACUGAGGCCUAUACUGAGAACGGGGAGUGGGCCAUCGACUUCUGCCCCGGGGUGAUCCGCCGCUACGACGGUGGCUCUAAUGAUGGUCCAGGGGACACUGAAGUCAUCUACACGCUCAUCAUUCGCCGGAAGCCGCUCUUCUACGUUAUUAACAUCAUCGUGCCUUGCGUGCUCAUCUCGGGCCUAGUACUGCUCGCCUAUUUCCUGCCGGCACAGGCCGGCGGCCAGAAAUGCACCGUCUCCAUCAACGUCCUGCUCGCCCAGACCGUCUUCUUGUUCCUAAUUGCCCAGAAAAUCCCAGAGACAUCUCUGAGCGUGCCGCUGCUGGGCAGGUACCUCAUUUUCGUCAUGGUGGUUGCCACGCUCAUUGUCAUGAAUUGCGUCAUCGUGCUCAACGUGUCUUGUCGGACGCCCACCACUCACGCCAUGUCCCCGCGGCUGCGCCACGUCUUACUGGAGCUGCUGCCCCAACUCCUGGGCUCGGGCGCACCUCCCGAGGUCUCCCGGGCCGCCUCGCCCCCAAGGCGGGCGUCGUCCUUGGGCCUACUGCUCCGCGCGGAGGAGCUGAUACUGAAAAAGCCGCGGAGCGAGCUCAUGUUUGAGGGGCAGAGGCACCGGCACAGGACCUGGACUGCUGCCCUCUGCCAGAGCCUGGGCGCCGCCGCCCCCGAGAUCCGCUGCUGUGUGGAUGCCGUGAACUUCGUGGCCGAGAGCACGCGAGACCAGGAGGCCACCGGCGAGGAGGUGUCCGACUGGGUGCGCAUGGGGAAGGCCCUCGACAACAUCUGCUUCUGGGCCGCUCUGGUGCUCUUCCUUGUUGGCUCCUGCCUCAUCUUCCUCGGGGCCUACUUCAACCAAGUGCCCGAACUGCCCUACCCGCCCUGUAUGUAGCUGUGAGCCUGCAGCCACGGUGACAAACGUUCCCACCCAUCUCCAGGAGGAAAUCUGGAAAACAAGUUGCUCCCGCUGCUUUAUUACGAUCCUUUCGUACUGCCAAUGAUAAAUCUGUAUUCAGCCUCGC